This is a messenger RNA of Porites evermanni, 1053 nucleotides long. The record is from the annotation of a GenBank genome assembly. NCBI's taxonomy places the organism in Eukaryota, Metazoa, Cnidaria, Anthozoa, Scleractinia, Poritidae.
ACUAGCAGUGAGUUAUCGUCUGAUGACCUUGCAACUGAACUGAAGAGGCUGGAGAUAUCGUCAAGAGGGCGGGAUGAUGAGACGUUCCUCAGUCCGGAUACUGGAAGUCUUGUUUCUUCCACGAGUGACGAGGCCCCAACCACUAUGCAAGAACCUCGCAAAAAGUUGAACGAAUAUCUGGUUUCGAAAAACAUCCCGCGAAUAACUCAGCCCUGGAUGGAAUGGGAUAAAGCUGGAGAGAGCACUAAGAAGGAAUACACCACUAGGACAGUGGAGAUCUUUUCUUCAGUCCUACAAGAUCUUACACCUAACUAUGCAGGUUCUCUUUUGCAAGCGGUCUUCUCGUCCCCUGCCAUGAACAAAGCUCUUAAACUCGAUGAAUUAUCACAAACGUCCAAGAAUUAUCUUCAGGCCUUACCAGAGGCAUAUGGAAAAGCUCAAGGGUGGGAGACAAGAAGGCAGAUCUUGUCUAUCAUGCAUGUCUGGCGUUGCCGGCUUCAAUGAUAUUUCAAGAUUUAUACCAGGCUUAACUAGAUACGCUAUAGCUUGGCCAACCUGCAUCGCUUACAGUAUGGUAGCGGGGCUCCCGCAAUGCACCAACUUUCGCCGAGGAUAGAGGUUGAUCUGAAGCAACUUGACCAUUUUUUAUCGUACAUAACAAGCCCGCAUUUGGUGCACGAUCUACCAUUUGGGCAGAAAACGUUGAAACUCUCUUCUGGCCAGCUGGUUGAGAUACUAAACGUCAUAAGGACGAUGAUAUCCCAAAGAAUAGUAUGUCAAUACGAUCAGUACUGCCACGAAACUGGCUUUCAACCAUUCACUGACGGCACUAUGCUUCGUGUAUUGGAGGAAUGCAAGGCCUCUGUCCGAAAAUCUCUCCCAGGACUUGACUACGUCGCCGCAGACGGUGCGCGUUCAUUUGAAGACUUAGAGAAUUUAGUCCGCCGACUUGGAGAGCUCGGCCUCGGGAAAGAGUGGGAGUUGCAGUACGUGGAAUUGCUUAAGGGUUCAAAAUUAUACCUUAAAAGUGAUUUCAAGGUAAGGCUUAAUUAA